This is a messenger RNA of Peronospora matthiolae, 156 nucleotides long. Lineage: Eukaryota; Oomycota; Peronosporomycetes; Peronosporales; Peronosporaceae. The record is from the annotation of a GenBank genome assembly.
AUGUAUGCCACCACCAAGAUCUCCAUCGACAAGUUCGACGGCAACAACUACGCGACGUGGAGCCGCUACAUGCGUGGCGUGUUCCUGACCAAGUCGGCGUGGCGCAUUGUGAACCGGGGAGACCACCCCCACCUUCGCCGAUCCUCGCGCCAGUGA